Metarhizium album ARSEF 1941 is the source of this 1266-nucleotide messenger RNA. Its product is annotated as DUF250 domain membrane protein. Gene Ontology annotation, cellular component: trans-Golgi network; endosome; Golgi apparatus. Bases 1 to 1266 code for a protein of 421 amino acids. Gene Ontology annotation, molecular function: antiporter activity. The transcript is spliced from 3 exons. Lineage: Eukaryota; Fungi; Ascomycota; Sordariomycetes; Hypocreales; Clavicipitaceae. The record is from RefSeq and is a predicted model, not a curated record.
AUGGCCUCACUUGGGGGACAGUAUCCAACGUCCCAUGCAAGUCAUUUCUCCGAGAAAAACACAAGUCCCGAAGCGCCGCCAUGGCCAGCAAGGAAGACGGUUCGCACAGUCGUGUGCAUUUCGUACGUCGGGGCCGAUCGAUUGCAUACUCUGGCCAUUGAACUAUCAUAUGCUGACUGCGUUCUCCUUCCGCCGCAAAGCUCAUGGAUCAUCGUUUCCAACAGCACUAUUCUCUUCAACAAGUGGCUUCUGGACAUUAAACAAUUCCAUUUCCGUAAGCCAGCAAUCCGCCUCGUCGAGCCCAAGUUGAACUCUUCUUUGCCGUCGACGCCUUCAAAGAAUCUCGUAAACUGCAUGCAGGAUGCCUCAGCUAACGAGUCCCGACCAGCAAUCCUAUUGACCAGUUGGCACCUAUUAUUUGCCACUGUCGCGACCCAAGUCCUAGCACGCACCACCACGCUCCUAGACUCGCGCAAGAAUGUUCACAUGUCAGCAAACACCUACGCUCGCGCCAUUCUUCCCAUCAGCAUCUUUUACUCCCUCUCUCUUGUAACGUCAAACAUGGCCUAUCUGUACCUCUCGGUUCCCUUCAUCCAAAUCCUCAAGACCACGUCACCGGCGGUGAUGCUAUUCGUUGCCUGGGCGGCCGGCACCGCAAGUCCUACUCUUGCCACGGUCGUGAACAUUCUCUGGAUUGUCGGCAGUGUCAUGCUUGCCUCGACCGGCGAGAUACAAUUUUCGCUCGUGGGGUUCCUGUAUCAGAUGGGGGGCAUUUUUGCCGAGGCAAUCCGGCUGAUACUGAUUCAGCUUGUACUGAGCAGCGAUGGGCUCAAGAUGGAUCCUCUAGUUGGACUGUACUACUUUGCCCCUGCGUGCUGCUUGAUGAACGUCCUGAUUGCCCUGCCUACCAGGGAAGCGGUGGAUAUUUCCUGGCAUGCGGUGCAGCAAGUGGGCAUUCAACUACUCUUCCUGAACGCCUUGGUUGCCUUCAUGUUGAACGUUGCAAGUCUUUGCCUGAUUGGACAGACGUCCGGCUUGGUCAUGACACUGACGGGGAUCUUGAAGAACAUCCUCCUCGUUAUUGUGUCCGUGAUGAUUUGGAACACGCAAAUCACGACCAUUCAGGUUGUUGGCUACACGAGUGCCCUUGCUGGCUUGAUGUGCUAUUCGUUGGGGUACAACCAAUUAGUCAAGAUGAGCCAGGCCGGCGCAGCGCGGAUUCGCAGCUGGUCGGGAGCACAUUCGCCCAAGGGCCUGCCUCGAUGA